This is a messenger RNA of Medicago truncatula (barrel medic), 1262 nucleotides long. Its product is annotated as transcription factor bHLH18. Gene Ontology annotation, molecular function: protein dimerization activity. The record is from RefSeq and is a predicted model, not a curated record. Bases 127 to 1074 code for a protein of 315 amino acids. The transcript has 4 exons. NCBI's taxonomy places the organism in Eukaryota, Viridiplantae, Streptophyta, Magnoliopsida, Fabales, Fabaceae.
AGUAAUUAAUAUUGGAUCGUAUUUCACGAUUCUUUGUCUGUUCUUUCUUCUCCCUUAUCCCCCUUAGCUUCAUUCAUCCAGUGAAGUCGACACAUCACAGAACAGAACAGAACACAUUUUCUUCUGAUGGAGCAAACAUGGGAAAAUUGGCCUCUUCAUUCGGAAAUGGUUGAUGUAGAGAAUAUGCAAGGGCAAUAUUGUCAUCAAACAAGUACUGAUGAUGAAGAAGAGUUCUUGAGAGACAUAAUUCUUCAGCAACCUGUUACAUAUUCUGGAAGCAGUUUAUCAUCUUCUAGUGAGAUGGACGGUUCAGAUAGCUCGGGGAAAAAACUUCAUCUUUUAUCAACACCAUCCACUCCAAGGACAUUCAUUCUCUCUUUUGAUAAAUCUACCAUAAUACCAGCUACUACUACACCAGAAUCAGAAGAAGUACCAAGAACAAAGAGUAGAAGUAAUAAUAAUAAGAGGAGUUUGGAACCAAAAGCAAAAGCUAGUAACCAAACUGGAAAGAAGAGUAGAAGUGGUUCUCAGUGUUUGGAUCACAUUAUGGCUGAGAGAAAAAGAAGAUUGGAACUAUCACAAAAGUUCAUUGCACUUUCAGCUACUAUUCCUGGCUUGAAGAAGAUGGACAAGACCUCUAUACUUGGUGAAGCAAUCAAUUAUGUGAAAAUACUUCAAGAACGUGUGAAGGAGUUAGAGGAACGGAACAAGAGGAACAACGAAUCAACAAUAAUCCACAAAAGUGAUUUGUGUUCAAAUGAACAUAACAACACCUCAAAUGACACAAAUUCUGAUCAGGAUUGUUGUAAAUCAUCACUGCCUGAUGUCAAAGCAAGAGUGUUGGAAAAUGAAGUACUCAUUGAGAUCCAUUGUGAGAAGGAAAAUGGCAUUGAGAUCAAAAUAUUGAAUUUGCUUGAAAAUCUUCAUCUUAUUGUCACUGCCAGCAGUGUAUUUCCUUUUGGGAAUUCAACUCUUGGCUUCACUAUUGUUGCUCAGAUGGGUGACGAGUACAAAAUGAAGGUGAAUGAUCUGGUGAAAACCCUACAGCAAGUGCUUCUGAAUAUGAGGAGUUGAGAACCAGCAAAACCGAUCCGUACUAGUGUAUCAAGCAGGCUUUUUUCUUUCUUUUUUUAUGUAACAAAUUAAUGAAGAAAAUUGUGAAUGAACUUGAACACCAUCUUUUUAAUCCAAAAUAAUCGAGAAAAACUUGUAUAAGUUUUGUAAGAGAAAGGAAUUAUAUAUAUAUCAGUAUUACAAAAUAA